Messenger RNA from Boleophthalmus pectinirostris (great blue-spotted mudskipper), 3925 nucleotides. RefSeq names its product SLIT and NTRK-like family, member 6 (gene slitrk6). The transcript is spliced from 6 exons. Gene Ontology annotation, molecular function: protein binding. Gene Ontology annotation, biological process: axonogenesis; positive regulation of synapse assembly; regulation of presynapse assembly. The record is from RefSeq and is a predicted model, not a curated record. Gene Ontology annotation, cellular component: membrane. The coding region runs from base 576 to 3101 and encodes 841 amino acids. NCBI's taxonomy places the organism in Eukaryota, Metazoa, Chordata, Actinopteri, Gobiiformes, Gobiidae.
AACUGUGCAAAUAUUUGAAGCUUUUUAACAUUUAAAAGUUAGAUUUUGUUAUUUUUCUGGGCUGAGGAUUAAGUCAUUUUGAUUUUGAUUUUAUACAACUGAAAUUAAGAAUGAACCUGGAUUACAAUGGACAGAGCAAAGCCAGGUCCAUCAGACUGACCACGCCUACAGGAAGUAACAACAGCUGAUAUACGUCACGUCCCCACCAACACUGGUGACAGUUCUGAAGAUGGUUUGCAGCGAGCAGCCGAAACAUGUGAACAAGAUCCAGAGUGAUGAGUUUCAUUGAUGGGAACGACUAAAGAAAAACUCUGCAAUAAUGAGCGGAGAAGUGCCAUGGACUCAGACCUGGACUCAAAGGUCACGAUAAGGAAAUACUGACAUAGACUUACUUCAUCGUUGCAUCAAGCGUCCAAAGGUAGCCCCAGCACCUGUUGGUCGCUCACUUGAAGCGUGUAGCCCUGAGGGAGAGAGCAGAUCAGAUGUGACAGCCGCCAUGUUCAGACCACGCAGGCUUAGCAUCUGCUCUGACCUUUGACCCCUGUCUGCGGUGGGCAUGUAUAAGAUCUGCCAGCAUGCAGUCCUGUCUCAUUUUCCUCGGCUUGUUCCUGUCCGUGGCCAGAUCCCAAGACACCCCCCCCUCCGAGGCCUCAUCCUCCUCUCUCAGCGAAUCCUGCGACUCCCUGUGUUCAUGCGAGGGCAAAGAUGGCGUUCUGUAUUUGAACUGUGAGCAGCGGAACAUAAGCAAAAUCUCCCAAAUCAAAGUCCCGGCAGGCGUACCCUUCCACCUGAACCUCUACAAAAAUGACUUGGUCGAGCUGCGCGCUGAAGAGAUGGAAGGGCUUAAGCACGCCCUCUCACUGCACAUCGGGGGUAAUAGCAUACAAGAGUUGGAGCCGGGGGUCUUCAGCUCUCUCGGAUCACUGAAAAAACUCCACAUAAACAGCAAUUUCCUCGUAACCCUGAAAGAGGACACGUUUCAAGGCCUGGUGAAUCUCGAGUUCCUACAAGCCGAUACAAAUUUCAUCCGGGUCAUCGAGCCGGGGGCCUUCAACAAACUGAUCCGUCUCAAAGUCCUGAUCCUGAACGAUAAUUCCAUUGAGUUUUUGCCCAACAACAUCUUCCGCUUCGUGCCCCUCACCCAUCUGGACUUACGGGGGAAUAAGCUUCAGACUCUGCCCUAUGUCGGCUUCCUGGAGCACAUUGGUCGCAUUAUGGAACUACUGUUGGAAGACAAUGAUUUUGUUUGCGAUUGUGACAUUUUGCAUUUGAAAAUCUGGAUGGAGAACAUGCGAGCGCAGUCGGCGAUAAGCGAUGUGGUCUGUAGUCAUCCGCAUCAGCUUAAAGGAAUCAUUCUGGCUAAAGUUAAGCGGGAUGUCCUGUGCCCCUCCCAUGCUGAAAUCAAUUUGGAGGAGCCUUCCAAGUCACUGGAUAUGGUAGUCACCCCUUCGUCUAAACUGAAUCAGAUUCCCAAACAAAGUGACGCCAAAGACGACUCCAAAAUUCCUACUCCGUCUCACCUCCCGGGCAGCCCCUGUGUGGAGUUCUGUGCUUGCCACAAUCAUCCCGUGACAGGAUUUUUGAUGCAUUGUCAAGACCGGGGGAUCCAAGAGGUUUCGGAUAUCGGAAUACUCCAGCAGAGCCCCACUAAGCUGGUCAUGACUGGGAAUAUGAUCCAAAAGUUGCGCAAGUCGGACUUUGUCACUUAUGAUAGUUUGGAGCUGCUGAACCUUGCCAACAACAGAAUUGACUACAUAGACAAUGAAACUUUUCUAAGCUUGAGUAGUCUGAAAAAACUGUAUUUGAAUGGCAACAGAAUUGAAAAACUGUUCUCUACGAUGUUCGUUGGACUGCACAAUCUUGAAUUCCUAUACCUGGAAUACAACCUUAUCAAAGAGAUCGCUCCUGGCACCUUUAACCCUCUCCCAAAUCUCAAACUGCUGUCUUUGAAUAACAAUCUCCUUAGCUCUCUUCCGCCUCAGAUUUUCCGAAACGUCCCUCUCAACAAAUUAAACCUGCGUAAAAAUCUGCUCAUGCAUCUGCCAGUGAGUAACGUCCUAGACCAACUCAACUCCCUGGAGCAGAUAUAUUUAGAGGACAACCCAUGGGACUGCAGCUGCGACUUGCUUAGCUUGAAACAAUGGGUUGAGAAACUGAAAAGAGACACGGUGGUCGGCUCCAUUUUGUGCCACACGCCAAAGAAAGUGGUACAGUCCGAACUGAGGAGUCUCCGCCACGAGAUGCUAUGCCCCGGGUUGGGGACCUAUUACCCGGAUGGGGAGGAAGUUGUCACGGCGACGCUUGGACCCGACAACAGCAGAGGUGGUUUGUUUAGCACCUUGACUGAGACUGUACCUUUGUCCGUGCUAAUUCUGAGCAUGCUAGUGUUUAUUUUGUUGAUAAUCUUCUGCUCUGCCGGACUGGUGGUUUUCGUCGUGCACAGAAGAAGGAGGAGAGCUAAAAGAAAGGCUUUGGAAGAGCAACCUCGUGAGAAUUCAAGUAGCAGUCCGAUCCACUUACACUAUAGCAUGUACGGACAGAAGACUACCCAUCAUACUCUAACGCAACGAACAGGGCCUUCCACUUUGUACGAAGAGAGAUCGCACAGUCCGAUCGUCCAAAUCUGUCGCAAUCCUACUUACUGCGCCCAACAUAAAGAGCACGAAUCCGAUAUGGAUUACAGCCUGGAAGAUCCCGGAGUGAAACAUCAAGUUUGUCGGAGUAUCAUGGAAAAGGAGAACACGUCCCCCCUCACCGGAAACCCAAAGUACAGGUCAUUGCCAGGAGAGUGCCCCGCGGAGUUUGUCACACUCGCGAAUCCAAAUUCACUUUACAGGAACAUUUUGGAGCGGGAAAAGGAGCUACAGCAACUGGGAAUAACAGAAUACCUUCGGAAAAACAUGCCCCAGCUUCAGUCGGCGGUAGAAAUGCAGGUCCCCGGACAUCAGGAGGAGUUAAAAUUGAUGGAGACGAUUAUGUACACAAGACCUCGCAAGGUGAUGCUAGAGCAAACUAAGAAUGAGUACUUUGAACUCAAGGCAAACCUGCACACUGAACCGGACUAUUUGGAGGUUUUGGAGCAUCAAACUCCUUUUAACUAAAACAGACAAUACUACAAUUAUUAUUAUGAUAUUGUUCCAAACCAAGUGCCUUGUCCUGUUUGCUUCUUUCCACAGUGUGAGAUAUAUACCAUGGGCACAUCACUUAUGUUUAAGUAGCACAGAAUGUAACUGGUUUUACCUGUGUAAUCUUUCACGUCAACCCCGCUACGUAGCUGGUGAAGAGUGUUCAGAUCUGGUCAAAUACUGUAUACUGACAAGGUAUAACAUUUUGACCACUGCAAAGAAAGUAUCAUUGCAUCAUACCUGAAAGUCAAUUUGGUAUGUUAUUAUAUAGUAAUUAGAGAUGUGUUCAAAUUACCAAAUGUAUUAGUUUUUUGAGAAAGCUGGAAAACUCUAAGGAAGGGCCCAUAAUACGACAUUUUCAGAUCGACGUUAAUGUUGUUUCCUCAUCAAAAUCAUACCCGGAGUUUUGUUUUGUUUCAUUCACACAUGUUUAGCACACAAAUCUUGCAUAUUUAGGCCGAGUUCUUCUCUCAAACUAGAAGCACUGUUCAAACUUGCGAUGUGUGCUACACUGUGUUUUUAAAGUCUAUACAACAUCGUCACUAGAAUUAUUUUUGGUGAUUUUAGCCCUGGAGUUGCAAAUCUCUACUGAACAGAAAGGUAAAACAAAGAUUUAACUUGAGAACUACAGCUUCAUGACAUCACAAGGUGGGACAGUAUUGUGAGCUUUGGAGAUAUAGACCAGAGGUGGGACCAAGUCUUUGUUUUGCAAGUCUCAAGUAAGUCUCAAGUCUUUAACCUCAAGUGCAAGUCAAGUCCCAGGUCACAUACAGGCAUGUCCAAGUCGAGUCUCGAGUCAC